AUGCUGUCACCUCCAUCCUCAUACCUUCAUUCCAAAGGGUUCUCCAUAACUUUUGCUCACUCGAAGCUCAACCCACCAGACCCUUCUACUCACCUUGACUUCAUCUUCCUCCCUCUGCUAGACAAAUUAUCCGACAUUGACGACUCUUCCGGCUUCAUUCAGUUCUUGCAAGCUUUAAAUGAUAACUGCAAACCCCAUCUUCAAAAACACCUCAUCCAAAUCAUAGAUGCACAAAAGGCCUCAUCUCAAAAGGAAUCAAUCGUUAUCAUCCAUGAGAAUCUCAUGUUUUGUGCCGGAUCAAUUGCCGGUGAUCUGGGUCUACCCUCCAUCAUAGUGCGCAUCAGCAGUGCUGCCUGUGUUCCUGCUUACAAAAUCAUCCCUCAACUCCAUAAAGAAGGUCGAUUCCCUGUAGAAGAUCGAGAUAAUAAAUUCUGUCUUCAAGAUUCUUUGCUCCUGAAAUUGACAACAUUGUUCUCCUCAAAAACACACCCGGUUGCUUUCAUAUGGAACACCAUUGAAUUUAUUGAACAAUCGGCACUGACCCAGAUCCGCCAUCGCUACCAAGUUCCAGUUACCAUCGACCCAUUACACAAAACAUCACCAACCCCUUCCGAUAGUUUUCUUGAAGAAGAUACCAAAUGUAUUUCAUGGCUAGAUAAACAAUCACCCAAAUCAGUAAUUUACGCAAGUGUAGGAAGCUUAGCAACCAUGGAUGCAAAAGUGGCGACUGAAAUGGCAUGGGGCCUAGCCAACAGUAACCAACCGUUCAUAUGGGUGGUUCGAUCGUGUUCGGUUCAUGGGUGUGAUUGGAUCGAGUGUUUGCCGGAGGAUUUGGUAAGUGAGAUGAAGGUGAAAGGUUUGAUUGUAAAAUGGGCACCCCAGAAGGACAUAUUGGCACAUUCUGCAGUUGGAGGAUUUUGGAGCCAUGUGUUUAAACAAAGCUUACACUAG
Messenger RNA from Lactuca saligna, 951 nucleotides. NCBI's taxonomy places the organism in Eukaryota, Viridiplantae, Streptophyta, Magnoliopsida, Asterales, Asteraceae. The record is from the annotation of a GenBank genome assembly.